AUGUCGACUGCCACUGUACCAAAGAAAGUCCAAUGCGCAUUCUGUUCUUCUUCUUUUUCUGCUCUGGUCUUUUCUUUGUGUGUAUGUGUGUGCGCUGGGCAGCAGCAAGGUCCAAGGAACUGGGUGCGGUUGUCGGACAUGGUAGGCUACCUCACCCUCUCCACCCUCCCGCGGAAGGAGAAGGAGAAGACUAUGCUGCUACUCGCCGCAGCUGAUGACAAGGCGUGGUGCGUCAUCCACGAUGCCCAGCAUCGCUUCUGCAUUGAGUGGCAGGUGAGCUCCACGCAUCCCGCGCUAUCGUUCCUGCCACUGAAAAGUGUGCCCUCAGUGCAUACG
Trypanosoma grayi is the source of this 336-nucleotide messenger RNA. RefSeq names its product putative glucosamine-6-phosphate isomerase, putative,glucosamine-6-phosphate deaminase. The record is from RefSeq and is a predicted model, not a curated record. The annotation marks the transcript as partial. The transcript has a single exon. NCBI's taxonomy places the organism in Eukaryota, Euglenozoa, Kinetoplastea, Trypanosomatida, Trypanosomatidae.